Phlebotomus papatasi is the source of this 1450-nucleotide messenger RNA. It is a transcript of the gene Zmynd10, whose product is annotated as zinc finger MYND domain-containing protein 10 homolog. Lineage: Eukaryota; Metazoa; Arthropoda; Insecta; Diptera; Psychodidae. Gene Ontology annotation, cellular component: cytoplasm; centriolar satellite. Bases 10 to 1311 code for a protein of 433 amino acids. The record is from RefSeq and is a predicted model, not a curated record. The transcript has a single exon. Gene Ontology annotation, biological process: motile cilium assembly; outer dynein arm assembly; inner dynein arm assembly.
ACCUGUAAAAUGGACGAAGCUGUGAAAAACGUAAUAUAUCCCGAAGAAAUCGAUUUCCACGUAAAAAGCAUCCGGACAUUCAGAAUAUCUAGCAUUGGAAGGAGUUCCUGGUUGGAUAAUCAUGAGAUUCUCAUGAAAGUGCAUCAGCAAACCAUUUUGGAAGCCAAAGAAUCCCGUGAAGAAAUCCUAAAAGACAGCUUGAUUCUAGAGGGGAAAAUAAAGGUUUUUGUUCACAAUGCCUACGCAAUUCUCAUUUGGAGGAAUAAAAUUCUUCCUGAAUUGCUGAAAGAGGGCCUUCAAGCCCCAUCAACUAUUGUCCUUUACACAAUCUUCUUCCACGAGGCCACCCUUAUUGGGCUCUUGGAAACUUUACUGUUUCACCCUGACGCCUGUGAAGCUUUGGAAGAGACAUCUCUGGAUCUGAUAGAUUACUCGGUUCAAGGGAUCAUCCGGCUAAUAGCUAUAGGACAGGAGGGACAGGAGGAAUCAACAGACGAGGAGGAGGAUAGAGAAAUUGAGAAGCAUGAGAAAAAUCUUCAAUUUCGAAUUGGACUGAGAUGUCUGUCCAUUCUCAGUUUUCUCGUAGACAAUCUGGACAGGAUUUCUCUCAGUGCAGUUGGUAGAUUGGUUGAGAUUCACGAUACUCCCUGUCUUCUGAGUGAGAUUCUACAUCUGAGACCUUGGAUGCGCUCUGGAAAACAAUCCCUGGAGAAAUUUAUCAAUGACGAAUGGAUUCCAGUGGCUGGAGAUGAGAUUUCCCGGGUGACGAAGCCAGAAGCUCAUGCAUGGUUUUGUCUAAGGGAGAUUUUGCUGAAUCCCCGUCUCUUUAACAGCUACGAGGUCAACAAUUUCCGCCAGAGAGAAAUAUCCAAAUGCCAGGGAUUGCUCAAUGAAACACUUCUGGAUCAAUUGCCUCCUCUUGCAGAUUUGAAGCAUUUCCUCGUGACCCUUGCAGUGUCCAAAGAUGUAGGCAAUCAAAAGGAGAAGAAACUCCUGCUUGAAGAACUUCCACAGAUCAAGGAUAAACUUCUGGCAGAGAUUUCAGAAGAGGGGCUCGAGAAGAUUGUCAGGGAGCAAGUUGAAGCAAUUGCUUCAACGGAUUUCAAGGAAAUUGCCGGAAAACUCAGCAAAGCUUUCAAUUUGGAUGCCAUGGAAGAUCUUGGGCAGGAAUCGCCAGCUAAAGCCUCCACCUGCAAACAAUGUGGGAUUCCAGCCACUAAGAAAUGCUCAAGAUGCCUCAGCGUCAAUUACUGUUCCAAGGAGUGUCAAGUGAAGAAUUGGAAAACCCACAAAAUAAAUUGCAAAAAAUAAUUUUUGUAUUGAAGAAUUUUUAUUAAAUAAAAUUCUUUAGCUUUGCGCCCUGAGAUGCUCCUUGAUGACAUCCAGAGCUGGAGUUUCCUCUCCGAAAUCCUUAAUGACCACCACAGAGCAGCCGCAAACCUUUCGGGGU